AUGCAUGUUAUAUUUUUGAAACCUAGUGUGGAUGCCAUGGGCGGCGAGUGGGCGAGCGAGAAGUGGCAGGAAAGGGUUGAAGUUAAUGAUAAUAACAUUAAGAAUAAUAAUUGUUGGAGAAGUGAUGGAAGGAAAAAAGGAAGUAAGGAAAAGGAUAAUAGCAGAGAAGGUGACGAAGAACAGUGGAAUGCAAAAGACUGGAGCAGUGGUGAAGAAAAGCAAAGCACAGAAAAGAAGGACUGA
Molecule: messenger RNA, 243 nt
Organism: Enterobius vermicularis (human pinworm)
Lineage: Eukaryota; Metazoa; Nematoda; Chromadorea; Rhabditida; Oxyuridae
Source: the annotation of a GenBank genome assembly